Messenger RNA from Eutrema salsugineum, 1386 nucleotides. Its product is annotated as probable E3 ubiquitin-protein ligase LUL3. The record is from RefSeq and is a predicted model, not a curated record. NCBI's taxonomy places the organism in Eukaryota, Viridiplantae, Streptophyta, Magnoliopsida, Brassicales, Brassicaceae. The transcript has 3 exons. Gene Ontology annotation, biological process: protein ubiquitination. The coding region runs from base 30 to 1163 and encodes 377 amino acids. Gene Ontology annotation, molecular function: ubiquitin protein ligase activity.
UGAGCAACAAGUUGUCUCUUUCUUCAGCUAUGGGGAUCUCCUUCAGCAACCGUCGACGAGACAAUUACCACCGUCGCCACCACAAUCACCUUCCUCCUCCUCCUCCUCCGCCGCACUAUUACUCCGAUCCUCCCUCACAACCGCCGCCUCAACCACCGCACAACGAGUACAGCUACACUCAGAACCACCUCGUAUCAACUCCACAGCUCUCUCUUCCUCCUCCACAACCGUCUCAGCCACCAUCUCAUCCUCCGCCGAAUAUUAAUUACGGAGCCUACGGUCAUAGCUAUAAUCAAAACCAGUAUUACCCACCACAACAGCCUCCUCCGUAUUACUCCGGUUAUCAUCACAAUGGGUGGAAUCAGAUGAUGAGACCGGUUCACUUCGGUCCGCCUCCGGUUAAUCAAGCGCCUCCGCCGUACGCGAGCGCGAAGAAGGUUAGGAAUGAUGUCAAUGUGCAUAAAGACACGGUGAGGCUCGAAGCAGACGAUCUAAACCCUGGCCAUCAUCUAGUUUCCUUCGUCUUCGAUGCCGUAUUCGAUGGCAGUUUCAAUAUCAUAUUUUUUGCAAAGGAGGAACCGAACUGCACAAUGGUGCCGCAUUUUCCAGAAGCUUUCCCACCAACCAAAGUCCCUUUCAAAAAAGGUACAGCACAGAAGUUUCUACAACCAUCAGGGACAGGAACGGACCUGGGCUUCUUUUCACUGGACGAUCUAUCAAAACCAUCACCAGAAGAUAUAUACCCACUUGUAAUAUCAGCUGAGAUAGUAAUCUCACCAAGCUCUGUUUCUGAGGAAUCAUUAGUUCAUAAGCAAAUCACACAAGCUGGUUUGGAGAAGACUAAUGAUGGAUCUUUCAAAGUGAAAGUCAUGAAUCAGAUCCUAUGGAUUGAAGGAGUUCGAUAUGAACUACGUGGUGAGCUGUAUGGAAUCGAUAACUCAACCACUCAAGGUAGUGUUGCCUCAGGCUUAGAGGAUACCGGUGGCAAAGAAUGUGUUAUUUGCUUGACUGAACCUAAGGACACCAUCGUCAUGCCUUGUAGACAUUUGUGUUUGUGCAGCGAAUGUGCGAAAGAACUAAGGUUUCAGUCAAACAAAUGUCCUAUUUGUCGACAAGCUAUCAAAGAGCUUUUAGAGGUUGAAGUUGGGAUUACUGAACACUAAAGUAGAGGUUUCUUCUUUUCACUUAAACACCAUGUUUGAUUCCUUUUAUUAGAACCUUGAAGUCGAAUACUUUUGCCUUUUUUAUUAACAUGGUAUGCGUUUUUUCGUUUCAUGCUCUGCACAGAUUUGUUGGUCGUUAUGUCAGAAGUUUGAAAGAUUAUAAACAUCAGUAAUGUAUAUAAUGGUUCUGAAGAAGCUCUCUUGUUUCUUUCUGCUUGGAACA